AUGUCGGACUCCCCCCAAUCUCCUCCCAAGGAUGUCGACCAAGGUGUACAAUCACCGGAAGAGGAACAAAUGAACGAGCCUCAAGACCCACAGUCCGGUGGACUCACCUAUGAGUUUGAGGUCAAGGAGCAGGACCGCUGGUUGCCCAUAGCCAAUGUGGCCCGCAUCAUGAAGAACGCUCUCCCGGAGAACGCCAAAAUCGCCAAGGAGGCCAAGGAGUGCAUGCAAGAGUGUGUGAGCGAGUUCAUCUCGUUCAUCACGAGUGAAGCCUCGGAGAAGUGCCACCAGGAGAAGCGAAAGACGGUGAACGGAGAAGACAUUCUAUUCGCCAUGACGUCUCUGGGAUUCGAGAACUAUGCAGAGGCCCUCAAGAUCUACCUCUCUAAGUACCGGGAACAGCAAUCCCAAUCGAACAGAGGAGAGGGAGCGCACCGCCCGGGCAGCAGCGGCUACGGCGCCAACCCCCCAACCGGAGCCGGAAGUUUCCAAGCCGAGCCUCAGAACAACGUCCUCGGAGCUCAGCAGGGAGACGGAAGUGCCGACGCCCAGGGUUACAUGUACGGCGCGCAAACCGGCCACAACGGCACUGGCGGCGCCGACGGCUACCAGUAA
Messenger RNA from Colletotrichum higginsianum IMI 349063, 612 nucleotides. Its product is annotated as Histone-like transcription factor and archaeal histone. Gene Ontology annotation, cellular component: nucleus; CCAAT-binding factor complex. The transcript is spliced from 4 exons. The coding region runs from base 1 to 612 and encodes 203 amino acids. Lineage: Eukaryota; Fungi; Ascomycota; Sordariomycetes; Glomerellales; Glomerellaceae. Gene Ontology annotation, biological process: regulation of transcription by RNA polymerase II. Gene Ontology annotation, molecular function: DNA-binding transcription activator activity, RNA polymerase II-specific; RNA polymerase II cis-regulatory region sequence-specific DNA binding; protein heterodimerization activity. The record is from RefSeq and is a predicted model, not a curated record.